Molecule: messenger RNA, 2158 nt
Organism: Procambarus clarkii (red swamp crayfish)
Lineage: Eukaryota; Metazoa; Arthropoda; Malacostraca; Decapoda; Cambaridae
Product: techylectin-5A
Source: RefSeq, a predicted model, not a curated record
UUAACCUAAAGAUGUUCAAGCCGAGAACACGUAAUUUAUAUACGUCUGUACGUUUUGGGAGGAGAAUCUGUCUUACAGACUUUGGAGGUAGCGUUGUAUUGCCACAGCAUCCCACCUUGCGCUCAGGAAAACCCAAACUGCCAGAUUAAAUGCUGGUUGAGUCACGUACACACCAUGAGAAUAGUCAGUGUUGAUCUUCAACAGUGAGGCUUCAGACUUCAGUGCUGAGCUAGGCUCACUACCACCACUCCGACGCAAGUCAGCGCCAACCUUUCUGCACACUACAAGCUGCUCUCUUUUAAACAGUCGUCACAAUACCAUCGCGUCGUCAAUGUUAUAACUGGCAAUUAUCAUAGUGUGUAAACGGUAGUAAAACGUCUUCCAAACUCCAUCAUAUAUUACAAUUUGUAAUAUAUGAUACCUUGCAUUGGACAUUUUACACCUCCGAGAACGAUGUUUAGGUGGAUGUUGGCGUGGGUGCUGACGAAGGCGGUGCUGGUGAUAGCACAAUCUGUACCCAACAGCCAGCAUGCUGGGUGUCCGGUGGUGCCGUCCCUGCUGCAGGCUGCAGGCUUCAGCCCCUCCUGUGUAGCCACCGCCCUCGCCACCUGCACCGGCCAGGAAGAAGCCCAAUUCAUAUCAUUAAUAAAGGAGACGAUGUCAGCUGUGAGGACAGCAAUAGAAGACAACACCACUAACAGGAAACGUCCGCGACACUGCCGAGACCUUCUGGCCGCUGGCGACACCGGGGCCGGCAUCCGGCAGGUGUACCCGUUCCUCAAGCACCCGGAUGCCUCCGUCACCGUUUACUGUGACCAAACUGUCGACGGCGGCGGCUGGACCGUAUUUCAGAGACGACGCAACAUUACUGAACGGGAAGACUUCUACCGUACAUGGGUCGAGUAUCAGCUUGGAUUUGGUCAUCUAGAGGGCGAGUUCUGGCUGGGUCUCGACCUUCUCCACGAACUCACUUCUGUCACCCUUCAGGAACUGAGGAUUGACCUUAAGAAUUACGAGGGAGAACAACGAUGGGCAAAGUACGGACGCUUCAACAUAGGGUCUCCCCACACACAUUAUCGCAUCAGCGUCGGAAGAUACACGGGCGACGCAGGAGACGGGCUGGGAGGCGCCAGGCACGACGGGUACCCCUUCUCCACCCACGACGCUGACCAUGAUAGUGAUGGUACAAACUGUGCUAGCUCGUACCGUGGCGCCUGGUGGUAUGACAAAUGUCACAUCUCCAAUCUGAACGGCUACCAGUAUGUUGGUAAACACGACAGCUACGCGGACGGUAUCAACUGGCAGCCGUGGAAGGGCUACCAUUACUCUCUCCGGGAGACUACCAUGAUGUUCAGACCCGCCUUCUGAAUGGUUCCUAUCAGGUCGCCCGCCACGGUUCUUGACCACGUGACCAGACCACGUGACCAGACCACGGGACCAGACCACGUGACUAGACCACGUGACCAGACCACGGGACCAGACCACUCCCACACCUGCAAGGCUUCGCCACCACUGCUGUUAAAUACACAAUAUCCGCUGGAUUAGUAUAAGGGACUUAAUGCGUCUGUAUUAGUCUGUAAAAUUAAAACUUUUCGCAGUUUAGUCACUAAACUAUGCAACUCUACUCGUUCAAUACUUUAGUACUUACUAAAUUACCCUUAUUGUUAUUAUUGAUGGAAUCUAGAAUUAUUGUAAAAUAAAGUCCUUUCUACUGUAAAAUAGUCUAAUAGGGGGGUACAGGUGUUAGCUACUUACUCUGACUUGUAGUAGUAAUGUUAACCUUGCCCUUUAUGUGUAUUCUGCAUUUACUGGUUAAUUUACCAAUUUACAUUAUGUAUUGGAAUGGGCCAUUAUUAUCUGCCACGUGUUAGGACAAUAUAUGCUACUCUAAAUGCACUAAUUCUCAAGGAAAAAUAUGUUAGACAUUUGCCUUACUUUUACUCAUAGAUAAUAAGUAUUCGGUUUUCUGCAGAUCUUGAUUUAGUUAGUUCCCGGCUAUAAGCAUAUGUAUUAAUGUUAUUAAGUUGCAGUUAUAGUACUCACAGUUAUACAUGUCCAUGUUACGCAGUUGUAAAAUAUACAAGUUAUAGCCGCUUCACUAACAGGGUCUGCAGAAAAUAUUUACUUGUUCUGCUAAUAAAUAAAUAGGCCCCCACGC